AUGGGCACGCACACAGCCACUUUCAACAUCGCGCCAUUUGCGUUUAUCCCUCCCAACAUCGCGCAACGCAGAUUGUGCUGUCGUCGACGAGCUGAUUGGCUCAUCCCUCGACUCUGUCGUCUCGUGUUGGUACCCCCUCCCCCCGACGACAGCGCGCCGAUCGCAGCCCCGCCCGCCUCGAGGCAACCCGCCGUUUCGUCCCCAUCGCCGCAUCGCGAGUCGCCGCGCAGCUCGGCUGACGUGGACGAGGCCUACCCUGACGUGUCCUCGCUCUCAAUUGGCCUGGCAAACAGCACGAUCCCGUCGCUGGAGCAUGCUGACGUGGAAGUGGUGGUUCCCAGGCGAGCGGGCGACGAGCACGAAGCGGGGGGGAGUGGGCGGGGAGGGGGAGGCGGAGAGGGGGAGGAAGGGGCGGAGGGGGGCUUUGCGAGCAUGGAUGCGAUGCUGCAGUGGGCCAUAGAGCGGUCGGACCCGGAGGCGUUGAGGCAGAGAGCCAAGGAGGUGGCGGAACUCACACCCGCGGAGCUGGAGGAGAAGCGAAAACACAUCCGCGACGUGGUGGACGCCAUGCGCAUGCCGUCCCCCGGCGACCUCAUGCGCGCCGCCAUCGCCCACAUCGCCCCCGCUGCUGCUGCUCAUGGGGGGGCGCCAGGGGAGCAAGGGGGAGGGGAGGAGGAGCAUGAGCGCGUGGUGGGGGCGCUGCAGGAGCUGGCGCAGCUGGUGGAGCCCGUGCAUGCCGCCAACGAUCUGCACAAGCUGGGCGGGCUGGCACCGUUGGGGGUGCUGCUGGCGCAUGGGAGCAGCCAGGUGCGCAGCAUGGCGGCGCUGGUGGUGGGCAAGGCGGCACAGAACAACCGCCAAGUGCAGCACCAGGUGAUGGGCACCGGUGUACUCCAAGCACUCUUCACGCGCCUGCACUCACCGCACCCCAACCCCCCGCUGGGCGAGGACGAGCACGCCAGGCUGCUCUUCGCCCUCUCUGCUGCCAUCCGUGGCCACGUGGCAGCCACCCAUUGGUUCUACCGCCACGGUGGUGUGGCCCUGCUGGCGCGCCUGCUGUCCCUGCCAUCCUCCCGCACGCAGCGCCGGGCGCUCUUUCUGCUCGCUGACCUGGCGGAUAGUGCAGGGGCGCGGGCAGGGGGUGGGGGGGAGGGUGGGGACGCGGAGCGAGAGAAAGAGGGGGUGAGAAUUGCCAAAGGGUUGAAGGGUGAGGGGGACAGUGAGGAGGCAAAUAUGGGGGAGAAGCAAGGAGGGGAGGAACAGGGGGAGGAGGAGCAAGGAAGAGAAGAGUGGUUGGCAGAUGAGGCGCUGAUGAGGGCAGUGGUGGGGCUGCUAGGCGGGGGCGAGGGGGAGAGUGUGGAGGGGCGGGGGGCAGUGUGGAGGCGCAGUGAGGACGGCAGCAGCACGUGGGACCUGGACAUGGUGGAUAAGGCAGCAGCAGCGCUGCACAGCCUGCUGGCCGCCUCCCCCGCCACGCGCCGAGUGCUGCUUGCAUGCUGCCGCCCCGAGCUGGCAGUGGAGCGCGUGAGGGCCGCGCUGCAGGCGCAUGUGGGGGAGGUGCAGCGGGGGGGGGACGAGGCGGAGUAUGAGCAGGAGGUUGUGGGGCGCCUGGCCUCACUGCUGCUCGCCCUGGAGGCAGCUAGGGGAGGCGCUGAUGCUCGGUCUCAGUAG
Messenger RNA from Closterium sp. NIES-65, 1671 nucleotides. NCBI's taxonomy places the organism in Eukaryota, Viridiplantae, Streptophyta, Zygnematophyceae, Desmidiales, Closteriaceae. The record is from the annotation of a GenBank genome assembly.